Messenger RNA from Amphimedon queenslandica, 425 nucleotides. RefSeq lists its product as uncharacterized. Gene Ontology annotation, biological process: signal transduction. Gene Ontology annotation, molecular function: protein binding. The record is from RefSeq and is a predicted model, not a curated record. The annotation marks the transcript as partial. NCBI's taxonomy places the organism in Eukaryota, Metazoa, Porifera, Demospongiae, Haplosclerida, Niphatidae. The transcript has 3 exons.
GGCAGGAGAUUUGGAGCGAUCGAGGAGUCCGAGGGAACUGACUAAAAUUUGACAUACAGAGGGAUAUACUAUGGCCACAAAUUGUUUAAUCUGGUCACGCCCCUUCUGCAAUCUAAGUGUUGAUAAUCUUGCUGAUGUUCUUGACUUGUUGCAGAGAUAUGGCUUCCCAGAAACAAAGUGGCAUCAGCUUGGACUGAGACUAGGACUAAAGAAGAAUACACUGGAUGCUAUAGAAAACAAUCAUCCUCAUGAUGUAUCUCGUUGUAUGACAGAGUGCCUCUCCCAAUGGUUAGGUAGAGCUGAUAAUGUUGACAGUAGAGGAGGAGCCAACUUGGACUCACUGUCAAAUGCUCUACGAUCUAUGAAUGAAACUGCUGUAGCUGAGAAGUUAAAACAUCAUGUUCUUAUUAAUAUUUUUAAUAAUC